Molecule: messenger RNA, 2010 nt
Organism: Anopheles marshallii
Lineage: Eukaryota; Metazoa; Arthropoda; Insecta; Diptera; Culicidae
Gene: AcCoAS
Product: acetyl-coenzyme A synthetase
Exons: 7
Coding region: 1-2010 (669 amino acids)
Molecular function (GO): acetyl-CoA synthetase activity; AMP binding
Source: RefSeq, a predicted model, not a curated record
AUGCCAUCGGAACCGGAAAAGGUGUUCAAUCCACAUGCGGAUGUCGCCAGCAAGGCGUACAUCAACAGCAUGCAGCAGUACCAGGAGUUCUACCAGCAGUCGUUGGAAAAUCCGGCCCAGUUCUGGGCGAACGUGGCCAAGCAAUUUCACUGGGAAACGCCGUACGAUCCGAAGAACUUCUUCUCCUACAACUUCGACAUCUCGAAAGGACCCAUCUUCGUCAAGUGGAUGGAGGGUGCGUCGACGAACAUUUGCUACAAUUUGCUGGAUCGAAAUGUAAAGAAUGGUCUCGGUGACACCGUUGCGUACUACUGGGAAGGAAACCACCCGGAUGACUACAGCCGGCUGACUUACCGGAAGCUGCUGGAGGAGGUGUGCCGUUUCGCGAACGUGCUGAAGAGUCACGGCGUACAGAAGGGUGACCGGGUAUCGAUCUACAUGCCCAUGACCAUGGAACUCCCGGUUGCCAUGCUAGCGUGUGCGAGAAUCGGUGCCGUUCACUCGAUUGUGUUUGCCGGCUUCUCGUCUGAUUCGUUGGCGGAGCGAAUGCACGAUUGCCAGGCCAAGGUGUUGAUUACCGCCGAUGGAGCCUGGCGCGGUGAGAAAAUCCUUCAGCUGAAGGAAAUCUGUGAUAUUGCUAUGGACAAGGCGGAAGAGCUCGGUCAUCAUGUGCAGACCUGCAUCGUAGUGUCACACAUCAACCGCGUUACGCCGGGCAAGGAAGAUUGGGACGGUUCGUUUGAUACUCCCUGGAGGGAUGGACGUGACUUCUGGUGGCAUCAGGAGAUGGAAGAUGCCGAACCGGCAUGCUAUCCCGAGUGGAUGUCAGCGGAGGAUCCACUGUUUAUGUUGUACACCAGCGGUUCUACGGGAAAACCGAAGGGUGUACUGCACACCACGGCCGGCUAUCUGCUGUACGCGGCGACCACGUUCAAAAUCGUGUUCGACUACAAACCGCUCGACAUUUACUGGUGCACAGCUGACAUUGGUUGGAUUACCGGGCACACGUACGUUCUGUACGGUCCACUGGCGAACGGUGCCACCUCGGUCAUGUUCGAAGGGACACCAUUCUUCCCGGAUACCGAUCGUUACUGGGAAAUCAUCGACAAGUAUAAGGUGACACAGUUCUACACUGCACCAACCGCCAUCCGUUCGCUGAUGAAGUUUGGCGACGAGCCGGUAUUGAAACAUGAUCUUUCCACCUUAAGAGUACUUGGAAGUGUCGGUGAACCGAUCAAUCCGGAAGCGUGGCUUUGGUACUAUCGCGUGAUCGGUAAGGAACGUUGCUCGAUUGUGGAUACCUUCUGGCAGACGGAAACGGGUGGACAUGUCAUCACGCCGCUUCCAGGAGCAACUCCUAUGAAGCCUGGCUCUGCCUCGUUCCCGUUCUUUGGCGUAAAACCAACACUGCUGGACGAAAGUGGCACGGAAAUCAAGGGUGAAGGCGAAGGCUAUCUCGUAUUCUCCCAACCUUGGCCGGGAAUGAUGCGCACCCUGUUCAACAACCAUCCUCGCUAUGAGUCGACAUACUUUUCCAAGUUCAAUGGUUAUUAUUGUACGGGUGAUGGUGCCCGUCGUGACGCGGAUGGAUAUUACUGGGUAACGGGCCGUGUGGACGACAUGCUGAACGUGUCUGGACAUCUGAUGUCCACCUCGGAGGUGGAAUCGGUGUUGACCGAGCAUCCACGUGUAUCGGAAGCGGCUGUCGUUUCUCGACCCCACCCAGUCAAGGGUGAAUGUUUGUACUGUUUCAUCACACCCAACCAGAACGAAGCGUUCGAUAAAACGCUCAUCAGCGAGCUGAAGGUGCUGGUGCGGGAACGUAUUGGGCCGUUUGCACAGCCAGACGUCAUUCAGCAUGCGCCGGGACUGCCGAAAACACGCUCCGGCAAGAUCAUGCGACGAGUACUGCGCAAGGUGGCAAUCAAUGAUCGUGAUGUGGGUGAUACGUCCACCUUGGCCGACGAGGCGAUCAUCGAACAGUUGUUUGCAAAUCGGCCUACAAACUAA